AUGGGAACGAGGAACAUUGAUGAUAAAAAAUAUGAGGGUUUCGAAUCGAGGCAUCAGCAACAGCUGCUAGCAGCGGGCGUACCGAAGCACUUCUGGCGACGCUUACAUGAAAAGCUUGUCAAUGAGAUAUUUGAUGCGGGUGACUUUUUUCAAAUAUUGGAAGAAGUUAAUGAAGAUGGCAAACAUCAUUAUACAGUUGUGGCAUUGCAACCACUGAGAAUAGACGAUCCCAACUGCAUUUUUCUCAUAGAUCAUGCAUGGACUUUUCGACCACAGAUUGCACGCAGGCAGCUACAUGAAAUUCCUGGUCUCUUGGAUCGGAUUUGUAAUGUUUUCAAUAUUGAAGAACAAGAAAGAAGUACAGCAGAGAGUCAUUCGGAUUAUGGUAGUAGUGGUGACGAAGUGCAAAGUCCAAGUGGAUUGGGUUCCCAAGCUGAAAGUCAUCAGAAAGAAGAUAUAUUGUCGAUGAGUCAUUGUGACAGCUUUAAAAAGCAUUCCAAUGACAAGUGUGGUAGUGAUGCGAAAUCAGAUGGUGCCAGACUUCGUGAUGAUGCUGGACCCAGUAAUUUUAAGGAACAUCGUAAUAGCCUUCCGGAAAGUAUAACAGGGACCCCAAUGUCGGGAAGUCUUACUACUGUUUCAGAAGAUGAACACCGAAUAAAUGAAGUUUUGCGUCAUAUGUGGCGUUAUAUUCAUACCUAUACAAUGCGUUUUGUAGAAAAGGUACUAAAAUAUCCAAAGGAACCGGAUGAAUGCGAUAUGCCGUUAUGGUACAUGCCUGAUGAGUUUGGUGUUCGAAUUGGUCAUAGUCAUAUGCCUAACUGUCGAAUGGUACCUAUCUUUCAUAUGCCAGAAAAUAUAGCUUACAAUUUGCUAUUUCCCAUUCAAAAUGUGGAAAUUGAAGGAACUGUUACUCGUGAUUAUGUCGACACAACAAUCAUGAGAACUCAUCCAGAAUGGCGUCAUAUUUUAAUGCAUCCGUGGACUCCUGUAGAUUUAACAGGCGAAAAGCUUGAGCAUAUUGUUGCUCCAGAUUCACAUUUCACACGCUGUCGUGUCCCUGAUAUUUUCCCACCAGAUGCUCCAAAUAACGUUCCCGGUAUUGAUUUAUCAUCAGGGAAAGUACGUGUGUUUGGUGACGAUUUGCAACUUUUUUCAAAUUUAAAAAUAAUCGAAAUUGUAAAAGUUAAUUGCAUCGAGGAUGCUGAUAUCAUAUGGAUGAGGAAACAUUUCAGCGAUUACAAACUUUUGUAUGAGAAAAAUCCGAAAGCUUUGAUAAAUCAAUUCCCGUACGAUAGUGUGUUGACGGUAAAAGAUUUAUUGUCGGCGACAAUACAAUCAGUAUAUCGUGAUAGUGUGCUAGAUCCGAAGCUGAUGCAUUGGGAACCACUGUGGUUCGAAACAACAUUCAAUCUUGAAAUUGAAUUGCCGCAGUUUGUAGCGUAUUAUCAACAACGAGCACUCAAGAAUAUGGAUAAUACCUGGAUAGUAAAGCCAUGGAAUCUUGCACGAGGUCUUGAUAUACACGUGACUGAUAAUUUAUCCUAUAUUAUCCGUCUUAUCGAAAGUGGACCUAAGAUUGCGUGCAAAUAUAUUCAUCGACCUGUCCUAUUUCGAAGGCCUGACAGUGGUAAUAUGGUGAAAUUUGACUUACGUUAUAUCAUAUUUUUGCGUUGUUUACAACCACUGAAGCUGUUUUUGUACAAAAAUUUUUGGGUACGAUUUGCAAUCAAUGAUUUUUCCCUUUCCGAAUUGGAUGAUCGUGAUACUCAUUUCACAGUAUUCAAUUAUAAUGAGGGUGAGAAAGUUCUAAACAUGGACUGCAAAGAUUUUAUUGACCAAUGGGAGAAACUGUAUGCUGUGAAAUGGAGCGAAAUACAAAAGAAAAUCAAUGAAGUUAUCAAAGAUGUGAUUAAAACUGUAUCUAGGGAGAGCCCUCCUCGCGGAAUCGCACCAAAUGCACAGUCUCGAGCAAUGUAUGGAAUAGACAUAAUGUUGAAGUGGGACUCUGAUGAUCUCGCUACGCGUAAAAUUUGUGUCUCAUUUAUCGAGGGAAAUUUCAUGCCUGAUUGCGAUCGUGCUUGCAAAUUUUAUGCGGAUUUUGCAGAUACAGCUUUCAAGGCGCUAUUUACGGAUGAAAAUAUUGCUGAUAUGUCGUUCGAGCUAGUUUAA
This is a messenger RNA of Acanthocheilonema viteae, 2172 nucleotides long. Lineage: Eukaryota; Metazoa; Nematoda; Chromadorea; Rhabditida; Onchocercidae. The record is from the annotation of a GenBank genome assembly.